Fusarium odoratissimum NRRL 54006 is the source of this 3567-nucleotide messenger RNA. RefSeq lists its product as uncharacterized. The transcript is spliced from 6 exons. The coding region runs from base 783 to 2876 and encodes 697 amino acids. The record is from RefSeq and is a predicted model, not a curated record. NCBI's taxonomy places the organism in Eukaryota, Fungi, Ascomycota, Sordariomycetes, Hypocreales, Nectriaceae. Gene Ontology annotation, cellular component: cytoplasm. Gene Ontology annotation, biological process: signal transduction; regulation of GTPase activity.
UGGAAAGACCCCUAACAACGGUAAAGAACUGCCCUGAGAGACUCAGUUGGUGGCGUUCUUGCCUUGAAACCCGAGGGGACAAGAAAUAGGUGGGCUCAGCCACAAUCAGCCCAAUUUAUGGUUCCAUCCAAUCCGUCUACUCAGGCAGUCAGUCAGUGUUUCCUUUCCAUUCCCUCCCCACCGGCCAAGCGAUCUCCAUAUUCAUCUCCAUCUCGUCUCCAUUUCCAAUUCCAAUCCAUUUGCAUUGCAUUUGCAUCUUGCACCUUCGAGGUAUAAUUGCCUCUCUAAUUCGGCUCAAUCAGUUCUCGUCACCUCUCCUCAUACGGGCGCGUAUUCGCCUGCGUCGCCUUGUGCAUCCCCGCUGUUCAUCAUUUCCGAAAGACCGUGCUGCCUCGACGACAAAUCGGCCCAGUCAGUCCUGGCACCGAAUCACUGAUCCCCCCCGCUGCGGAUUGCGAAGCUCUCCCCAUCAGAACAGGCACACAAAGCUUCAUUCGCUAAUAGCUUCUCCAACGUUGCCAUCACUGUUGUCGCCUCGACGCAAAUCGAUUUUGACUUGUUCCUCGCGAUUGUCACAGUGCUUAUUGCGCUCCAAUUCACUGAUUCUACCUUAAUCUGCGACGGAACAGUUCCUGCCCAAUCUCUACUCCACGACCUGACCAGCUCAAGGAAUGUGAGCGUCCACUUCAACGAAGUCUGACUCAAACAAACAACUUGGACAGUCCCCGGCAUUAUAAACUAAAUAUUCGUGUGGGACACCUUUCCAAAUUGACACCGGCAUCAUGAACGAAUACCACCCGCCGUCGGCGAACGAAGCCUUCUCUCCUUCACAGGAGCGCGACCGAUCCGGCAGCAUGUCCUUGGGCAAUAUCCCCGUGAGUCCUCAGGGGCCCCCAUCAGAUCACGGCGGUGCUGCAGUUGACGACGCCAUGAACAAAGACCAGAAAUCCGACGCCGACACCACAUCGCCUACGCAAACAUCAGGUCCAUCCGGUGUGAAUUCCGAACAGAUGAAACAAGUUUCGGACGUUUUGUCUUCCGAGAUUGGCAUUGUUACGCUCCUGAAUCGCCUCAAACAGAGCAUAGCUUCAGCAAAGGAAUUUGCAUUGUUCCUCAAGAAACGAUCGAGUCUAGAAGAAGACCAUGCCAAUGGCAUCAGGAAACUCACACGUACCACCCAGGAGGUCAUGCGCCGGCCCGAUCAUCGGCAGGGCACAUUCGGUAACGCAUACGAGGCUAUGGCAAGCACCCACGAACGUAUGGCUGAGAAUGGCAUCGAGUUUGCCAAAGAGCUACACCAGAUGCACGAUGAGCUUAUGGAGCUCGCUGGUGUUGCCGAGCGCAGCCGGAAGUCAUGGAAGCAAAACGGCUUGUCCGCUGAGAACAAAGUAGCAGAGAUGGAGCAGACUAUGCGUAAGAGCAAGGCCAAGUACGACUCUCUUGCUGAGGAUUAUGAGCGGGUCAAGACCGGCGAGUCGCGCCAGAGCGGCAAAAUGUUUGGUCUCAAGGGACACAAGUCAGCACAACAGCAUGAGGGUGAGCUGUUGAAGAAGGUUCAAGCAGCUGAUUCUACCUACCACGGGCACGUCCAGGCGUUGCAGGCUGAGAAGGCCCAACUUGUUUCAACGACACGCCCAGAAGCCAUUCGAGCGCUUCAAGACUCGAUUAAGGAGAUUGAUGCAGGAAUUUCAUUGCAGAUGCAGAAGUUUGCCUCCUUCAAUGAGCGCCUACUAUUAAGCAAUGGCCUGAGUGUCAGUCCCAUUCAGGGUCCUGGGGCCCAAGGCAGCUCUGCUCAACGCAGUCUGCGACAGGCUGCUUCUUCGAUUGACAACGACAAAGACUUGAAUGACUAUGUCACAGCACAGCACAGAAGUGUGCCUCCCAACACUGGUGAAAUCAAAUAUGAGCGCAAUCCAGCACUUAACCCUCCGGGCUCCAGCAGCCAGCAUAAUCCAGGAGGCCCUGUCCAACAACCCGCAGCUGUUGUGCAGUCACCAGUAUCACAGACGCAGCCCCAAGGUGGUUUCUCUGGACCACAGCCUCUAGGUCCUGGAUCAAGGACUAGCACCCUUGGUCUUGGCCCUAUUACUGGCAUUACUGGUGGUGAUCCUUCAUUUCCCCCGACUGACGACCCUCGACCUUUUUCGCAGCAUCAUAAUAGGAGCGUAAGUCAAGGGAACAUGCCAGUGCAACAGGGCACUCCUGGCCAACAAUUCUCAACUCGGGGCCCCAAUCAACAACAGGCACCUGGUCAAAGAUAUGGUAAUGGGGGGUCUAUCAGUUCAUCCGGCCCACCGCAACUUGGUGCUCUGCCCUUCCAGCCUGGCGGUUCCCCUCCUCAACAGCCAGUUCCUGGCCAAGCUCCCCAUGAACGUUCAGGAAGUGGGGUGAACUCGGGACAAGGACCUCCAGGUGCUGCACGGUCACCACCUCCCUACGGAGCUUCUAGUCACCCUCCUCCUGGGCCUGGACCUUCCGGGCCUGCCAAGCCAAUGUUCGGCCUGCCACUGAGUCGUCUUUAUGAACGUGACGGCUUGGCAGUACCAAUGGUUGUUUACCAAUGCAUCCAGGCGGUGGAUAUGUACGGCCUUAAUGUGGAAGGCAUUUACCGCCAGUCUGGGUCCAUGGCUCACAUACAAAGACUAAAGAAUAUGUUCGAUACAGAGUCUUCCAACCCUGCGCUCGACUUUAGGAAUCCUGAGAACUUUUAUCAUGACGUCAAUAGUGUUACUGGCCUGUUGAAGCAGUUUUUCCGUGAUCUCCCCGACCCGCUACUCACCCUCGAGUAUCAUGAUAGCUUCAUCACGGCUGCCAGUACGUCGCUCCAAUCCCUUCCUUUCGUGUGUGUCUACCUCUCCUUGGCAAAUACUGACUGAUAUGCGCAGAGCAAGAAGACGAUACGGUACGUCGCGAUUCGAUUCACGCGAUCAUCAACAGUCUUCCUGAUCCCAACUACGCUACACUGCGUGCUCUCACUCUUCACCUCUGGAGAGUCAUGGAUAACAGCCACAACAACCGCAUGAACUGCCACAACCUAGCCGUCAUUUUUGGCCCGACACUCAUGGGCACUGAUCCCAGCACCGCCAUUGCCGAUGCGGGCUGGCAGAUUAAGGCCAUCGACACCAUCCUGCAAAACACGCUCCAGAUUUUUGACGAGGAUUAAACUUGUAUGUAAGCGCCUCGCGUUGGUUAAGGGCUUAAUAUGUAACGCUUGUUGGAAGAGGCGGAGAGGGAUGCUUAUAUCUAUCCAUGUUGGCUGUUUUUAUGUUGCAUGGCGUCUCGUAUCUAAUGCAUGUUCAUUUCUUCCUGUGCUUGGAGAUUAGUGUAAAACCACUGGGUGGCUAACGUGAGCGCUUUUUUUCUUGUGCUUCUUUUGCGCUUGUUCAGUUUACCUCUUACUUGCUCCUUACGUGGGGUGGCCUGUUAUAUGCGAUAAGUUAGACUCGUAGUUAUAUAAACAGGCAAGGAAUUUUAAAUGGUUUGUUGUAGGGUAGUUAAUACUACAUGGCGUUCUUCACACAUGAGACUUUUGAACACGAACGACUGAUAGUAUAUGCAAUACAGGUA